AAACAGAGAUCAGGGCCCAGCCUCUGUUCGCCUUCUCUGAUCGCUUGCUGCAACCUUUCCUGUUUGAGCAAGAAAUAAAACUGCCUUUAGCGGAGAAUUCUUGGGUGACACUCGUCAUUGCUGGUCAUCAUGUCUUCUAUUAAAAUCGAGACUGUUGUGAAGCAGAAGAACAGGAUGGGGGAGUGCCCUACGUGGGAAGAAAGGGAGAAUUCCCUUGUAUACGUAGACAUCAAUUCACAGAAAGUUUGCCGCUGGAACUCAGUCACCAACGAAGUUCAGUGUGUCUCUGUGGACGCUCGUGUUGGCUCAGUAGCCCUUCGCAAGUGUGGUGGCUACGUGAUCGCUUUAGGAAGAAAGUUUGCUUUCUUGAACUGGGAAGAUCAAGUAGUCACUGAUAUUUAUGAAGUGGAACAGGAUAAACCAAACAACCGAUUCAAUGAUGGAAAAGUAGACCCAAGGGGUUCUUUUUAUGCAGGUACCAUGGCCGAAGAGACAGCACCUGGAGUCAGAGCAAGGCAGCAGGGGGCUCUUUAUACUCUUUUCCCUGAUUGUGGUGUCGUGAAGCAGUUAGAGAAGGUGGACAUCUCCAAUGGGCUGGAUUGGUCACUUGAUCACAGGACCUUCUUUUACAUCGAUAGCCUGGCCUAUGCCGUGCAAGCCUUCGACUAUGACAUGCGAACAGGAAUGAUUGAUUGUUGCAGUUGCAGGCCUGUGUACAAGCUGGAGAAAGAGGAGGCGAUGCCUGAUGGGAUGUGCAUCGAUAGAGAAGGGAAACUCUGGGUGGCCUGUAUUGAUGGUGGACGAGUGAUCCGCAUCGACCCUGAAGCAGGAAAAAGAAUUCAGACUGUCAAGAUGCCUGCUUCCAGGAUCACAUCUUGUUGCUUUGGAGGGAAAGACUAUUCAGAAAUGUAUGUCACUUCGGCCUACGAUGGACUGGAUAGCGAUGCACUAGCCAAGGAACACCAGGCUGGGGAAAUUUUCAAGAUAACAGGACUGGGUGUGAAAGGCAUCCCACAGAACUACUUCACUGGUUAAAUAUUCAUAUGUGCUCGAUAUUCAACCCAGCCAGAAGCCAUGGUGGACAACAAGAGAAGCAUGAAUUUCAAACCUGUAUGCUUAUCUGAAGACUACUUAUAUAUCCUUUAUGUACUGUAAUGUUCCAUAACUGGUUUUCCCCCCCUUCUCCAUAUGUUUGUUUUUAUGUUUUCCCCCCAAAUAGGACAAAUGGCAGCUUAGGACUGUAUGUGAACGUUAGGAUUUUCAGUGGUUCCCCAUCAAGCAAGGAUCAACUUCCUCUAUUAAUUCUUUGUACAAGCAGAGAGCAGUUUGUAGCAUCUGCUUGCCAAAAGGUCACAUUCGCUUUCCAGUAGCAAUUUCCAUUUUAAUUCCCUUGAUUAAUUUCAUUAGAAUUCUUAAGAGUAAAAUUGGCCUCUGCGGACAGACCUAUGUUAAUACGAAAGAAAAUUAUUCUGAAAACUGUACAAGUCAAUCUUGUUAACCUGCUCUGGGAAGGAGGGAGGUGUUUCUGUUUCCCUACAACCGACAUUUUGAUUAAAAGUUAUUGAGUGAAUUAAAUUACAGUGCAUGGAAAUGAAUAACUAUAGAAAUGAACAAGGGUUUUGUCAGAAAGAGCAAGGGCUGUAAUUCAGCUUGUAAUUAAAAGGAUUUGCAUUUUAAACAUGAUUUGACAGUUCAGCUGUUAUUCCAAUAAACUCAUGUAAAUGUCAAGAAUAAACUAGUAUUAAUUGGCUGGUAACUGGGCAGGCCUGUGAAAAGUAGGUGGCAGAUAUAGGAGACAGUCUCAACACAGGUGAAAGGCAAACGGGCAUGAGACAUCAUGAGACAUGGAGUAUGUGUCAGUAAACAAGGGGAAUUAAGACUAAGAGAGCUGAGUGGAGGGUGCUCGUGUAAUCUCAUUGUACACAAGUUGUACAAGUGACAUAAAGUAUUUCAAUUUCAAUUAGUUAUAAUUUCCUUUAAAAUUAAAAAGCAGCUGGUGUUUCCUGCUUCUCAUCUCAGAGAAUUUUCAACUGUACGUUCUUUGCCCUCAAUUAGAUUUAGGGACAGCACCUGUCUGCUCAUAGCAGCAGAGCUCUGGAGAAAACAUCACAAGGAUGCAAAACUUGAUUCUGCUACGUUUUCCUUACUUACAAGUAAUGUAAAGAACUCUGUCACAUUUUCUUUCCAGUGGAUUUCCCCCCUCC
Podarcis muralis (Common wall lizard) is the source of this 2204-nucleotide messenger RNA. RefSeq names its product regucalcin-like. Gene Ontology annotation, molecular function: calcium ion binding; enzyme regulator activity; gluconolactonase activity. The record is from RefSeq and is a predicted model, not a curated record. NCBI's taxonomy places the organism in Eukaryota, Metazoa, Chordata, Lepidosauria, Squamata, Lacertidae. Gene Ontology annotation, biological process: L-ascorbic acid biosynthetic process.